CCAAAAGGAGCUCAGCAUAGAACUCAUACAAGAUGUAAAUCCAAGCGAUCAAGGCGUAUCAUUUCAUCCUGCAAUUGAGCAAGUUAAGAAUGACUUUAGUUCCGCCAAAACUGCUAGAAGACUGGAAGCCUGCUCCGGAGAAGUCACAGAACAAGACCGAACCUUUGGAUCAAGAACCCAGCAACAGUCACGGCUCCUCAAAAAUCAAUUUGCCAUCCGGUGGCUGCAUCUCUCUAGUCUCUAACCCGUUUCACGAUCUCUACCUAUCAGAAGACGACAGGACAUCCCUCACGCAGCCAACGCAAAACUGUAAUGAGCAGAAUCACAGAACCAUAUUAGUGAAUGUGGAAGAAGGCACUGUCGCAACCCGGCCGAGAAAGCAACAGCUUUUCCCUCCAGGGUGCAGCCCGUAUCACUGCAGCAUGUGCAGCCGAGACUUCAAUCGCCUGGAGAACCUGAAGACUCAUUUAAGGAUACACACUGGUGAGCGUCCGUACAGUUGUUCAUUGUGCGGGGUCCGGUUUCGGCACUCGGGGGCGCUGACACGGCACUUCCGCAUUCACACGGGAGAAAGCCGUAUGUGUGUGAAGAGUGUGGAAGAGUUUUAG
Molecule: messenger RNA, 608 nt
Organism: Pimephales promelas (fathead minnow)
Lineage: Eukaryota; Metazoa; Chordata; Actinopteri; Cypriniformes; Leuciscidae
Source: RefSeq, a predicted model, not a curated record